AUGCGUGUCUCAACCGAGGCGCUGGACAUAUUCAACGCGCCCGGCGCCAUCAACGGCAACGGCCUCCGCAACCCCAUCGACGGCUUCAGCGCCGACGAGACAACCGACAUCGUCCGCCAGGGCCUGGCCGAGUUCCGCGAGCAGAACGGCAUCGCCGAGAGCAGCGACGACGAGGCGGACGAUGCUCUUCCCGAGGGGGGCUGA
Messenger RNA from Diaporthe citri, 204 nucleotides. RefSeq lists its product as uncharacterized. NCBI's taxonomy places the organism in Eukaryota, Fungi, Ascomycota, Sordariomycetes, Diaporthales, Diaporthaceae. The transcript is spliced from 2 exons. The record is from RefSeq and is a predicted model, not a curated record. Bases 1 to 204 code for a protein of 67 amino acids.